This is a messenger RNA of Ceratosolen solmsi marchali, 2379 nucleotides long. RefSeq names its product putative protein arginine N-methyltransferase 9. NCBI's taxonomy places the organism in Eukaryota, Metazoa, Arthropoda, Insecta, Hymenoptera, Agaonidae. The record is from RefSeq and is a predicted model, not a curated record. Gene Ontology annotation, cellular component: nucleus. Gene Ontology annotation, molecular function: protein binding; protein-arginine N-methyltransferase activity; histone methyltransferase activity. Bases 46 to 2379 code for a protein of 777 amino acids. Gene Ontology annotation, biological process: chromatin remodeling; peptidyl-arginine methylation, to asymmetrical-dimethyl arginine. The transcript has 8 exons.
GUUAUUAGUCAUCAAAAUAGCAGACAACGGAUUUGAUUCCCUUCUAUGCCUUUACGAAUAUACACAAUCAGCAUGCAAGAAGAAGUUGAGGAAAUAAUAAAACUUUCAUUAAAAAAGGCUUUGGAUCAUGAUGCUCAAGGAAACAUUGGUCAAGCAUACGCUUAUUAUACUGCAGUAUUAGAAUUUUGUCCAUCAAAAAGAGCAGAGCUCAAAAAAAGAUUUACUACAAUAUUAUGUGAAUGGGGAAUCCACUUAGAACAGAAUAAUCGUAUGAAAGAUAUUAUUAAAUGCUAUGAAAAUUCACUCGAAAUUUUUCCUGAUAAUUCAAUAAUGCUUAAUAAUUUUGCUGCACAUUUUUUACGAAAUGGAGAAUUUCUUAGAGCAAUAAAGUACUUACAAAGAGCGUUGGAAGCAGAUCAAAACUUUUUACCAGCUGAAAGAAAUUUGCAAAAUGCUUACAGUAUGGCUGUAGAUAGAUGGCAUUUCACAAUGUUAAAUGAUAAAAGUAGAAAUCAUGCUUUUUAUCAAGCAAUUACAAAAAGAGUAUGCUUAGGUUACAAUACAGUUUUAGAUAUAGGCACUGGUACAGGAUUACUAAGUUUGUAUGCUCGUGAAGCUGGUGCUCAUAAAAUUUAUGCUUGUGAAUAUUCACCAGCAAUGUGUAAUAUUGCAAAAGAAGUUUUUAAUAAAAAUAAGGCAGAAGAUAUUAAGCUGAUAUGUAAAGCAUCAACUGAUUUAAAAAUUCCUGAAGAUAUACCUGAAAGAGUGAAAUUGAUAGUUACAGAAAUAUUUGAUGCAGCUUUAUUUGGGGAAUUAGUUAUACCAACAUUAAUUGAUGCACAUAAUAAUCUUUUAGUCUCAAAUGGUACAGGUAUUGUUAUACCUAUGUCUGCAACAUUAUAUGUAGCAGCAGUUGAAUGUGAAUACAUUCGAUUUAGAACUUCUGUUUCAUUUAAUAGAAUUAAGUUUGGAUCUUUAAAUUUUGAUAACAUAUGUAUUUUAUCUGAUGAAGAUUAUUAUGAUACUGAAAAUUUAGAAAACGUUAACAUUAAUUAUAUUACAGAGCCUAGGUCAAUACUUAAAGUCAAUUUCAAUGACAUAAAUAAAUUAAAUUAUUUUAAUAAAGAUGGAGUCAAAGAAAUAGUCACGAGUGUUUGUCGUUAUGAUUGUAUAGUUGAUGGUUUGGUAGCCUGGUUUAAAUUGAAUCUAGAUGAAGAAAUAGUAUUAGAUUCAUCUCAAGGAAAAUCUUGUUGGCAAUUAGCAGUAUUUCCAACAUUUCCAAAAAAUGUUAGAAUAAAUGAUAAAUUAAUAUUAACAGCACAAAUUUUAAAUGGAAGGUUAAAAUGUUCAUAUGAAUUAGCUCAUAAAGAUAUAAGUCUACCUAAUAAAUUUAUUUAUCAAUUACCACGGGAUAUAAUUACAUUUUUAAAUGAUGAAGAAUAUACAACAUCCUUAAUUCAAGUGGCAACAUCAAAGAAACAAGAAUAUUUGAAAACAAUUUUUGAUACAUGCCCUUUUCCAAUAUAUGGUCUGACAAUAUUAAAAGAAAAUAAAAACUGUGAAAUUUUAUAUUAUCGAACAAAUAAUAUAGUAUUAAAAAAUUUUAUUGAACAUAUAGUUAAAAUAAACAAUAUCAUAGGAAAAAUUUAUUUUAUAUCUGAUUACAAUGAAAUUAUUAAUAAAUUAGAUAAUAUUAUUGUUCAUGAUUUUGAUAUGAAAGGAGAAUUAAUAGAUUGUGGCCAACAAAACUACCGUGAAAUUUACAGAUCUUUAUUGAAUUCAAAUGGUUAUCUAUUUCCAGAGAGAAUUUUUCUUAUGGGACAAUUUGUAUAUUCUGAGGAAUUACCAAAAAUGAUUUCAGUGAAAGAUAACAAUCUUCAAAAAUGUACUAAUUUUAGAUUAUCAGAUACUACAAAUUCAUUUCCUGAUAUAGGUAAUGACAAUGAUGACGACGAAUGUUGUACUGUAGAACAAAUAGGUAAUUCAAGUAUCAACAGUUUUAAAUAUAUGAUAGCUGAUUUUAUAAAUAAAUUCAAGAUAAAUCAAGUUUUUGAUUUAAAUUCAAGUCUAUAUAACUACAAAGCUUUAUCAGAUGUAAAAAUAUUAGUGGAAAUUGAUGAAUCAGAAAUGAAAGAGAAGGUUAUAAAUUUUGGAAAAAUUGAUUUAGAAAAAUAUAAAACUACUCCAAAUGCCUUAAUAUGUUGGUAUAAAAUUCAUAUUAGUAAUGAUAAAUAUUAUGAAACUAAACGAAAAAGAUCAUUUAUGAAUCAUACAGCAAUUGUAUUUGAAAGUGAAUUAGAAAAAAAAGCAUUACAAGGUGAAGAUGUAAAUAUAAAAAUUCAACAAAUGCAUGAUUUGGUAAAAAUUAAAGUAAUAUAA